Molecule: messenger RNA, 941 nt
Organism: Plectropomus leopardus (leopard coralgrouper)
Lineage: Eukaryota; Metazoa; Chordata; Actinopteri; Perciformes; Serranidae
Product: mal, T cell differentiation protein (MAL blood group) b
Biological process (GO): myelination
Cellular component (GO): membrane
Molecular function (GO): structural constituent of myelin sheath
Source: RefSeq, a predicted model, not a curated record
UGUCAGCUAACUUAGCUUUCCUAUAAGGGUCAGUAACACCUACUGCUGCUCCGUUAGUUGAGAGGUGAGGGCAGGACGCUCGCUGUAGACUCGGCACCGGAGAAGGAACAGGCAGUGAUGGCUGCAACUACUGCUCAGCCUAUGGGGAGCCUGCCCAGCGGACUGGAGAUCUGCACCACGGCCCCGGAUAUAUUUUACCUGCCUGAGCUGGUGUUUGGAGGCCUGGUGUGGAUCCUGGUGGCAUCGACCCACGUAGACCCUCCAAACCCUCUGGGCUGGGUGAUGUUUGUCUCCGUCUUCUGCUUCGUCAUGACCUUCCUGUGGAUGAUCAUCUUUGCUGCUGGCGGUCAUAAGAACAGCUCUGGCUGGGCUGCUGCUGACUUUGCUUACCACGGCCUGGCAGCGUUCUUCUACCUCAGUGCAGGGGUGGAUUUGGCGUACAUCACCAUUCAGAAUAAAGAAGACGUAUUCAAAACCUACCAGAUCGACAUCGCUGCUGUGGUGUUUGCCUUUUUGGCCACACUCCACUACUUCAUCCACACCAUCCUCUCCUCCAUCCGAUGGAAAAACUUCUGAAGAGCGACGCAGAAUCGCAGACUCGUGUGUCCGAGAAGUCCUGUGCAUCCUGUGUGUGUGUAUGUGAGCAUAUGGUGGAAUUACCCACGAGUGACAUCAAACCUCGUCAGAUUUAUAACGUAGGUUUUAAGCCCAAUUUUCGGACAUUUGAUAAUGUUUAGUGAAGCACCAUAAAACAUUAUUUCAAGCAUGCAGGAAGCAAAUGAGGAGCUGUACUGUAGAAAAGUAUUGUGUUCUUAUGAAAGCAAAAAAAAAAAAAAAAAAAAAAAUACCAUAAUGUCGAGAUGAUGAAACUGGGAAAGUGCUGUCAUUUUGUUAGACUCAAUUUAAAAUAGUUAUUUUCCCUUUUUUUCUUUUUUAAAUAC